Messenger RNA from Darwinula stevensoni, 1545 nucleotides. The record is from the annotation of a GenBank genome assembly. NCBI's taxonomy places the organism in Eukaryota, Metazoa, Arthropoda, Ostracoda, Podocopida, Darwinulidae.
AUGGCUCCAAGCAGGGCAGAAGCGUGUCUCGUUCGCGCCGACUGCCUUGGGAUUGGCUCCUUGAAGCAACUCGUGAUUCCUGGCAAGAGGCGGAAGGGCAAUCGUCGUGACGAGUGGAAGAGGACGCGAGAAUUAUUUCGGAGAGAAUCUGAGUGUGGCUCGAUGGCUUCAUCUGUGUCAGCAAGGGAGAGUGGAGAAAUGAGUCAAACUCUGCCCCAUGCUAAUUGUGGAGAUGGUCCUGAGCACCAUCGUCUCCCCACAGGACAGGAGUACUUUUACAGAUGUUGUGGGGGACGUCCUGCCUUCUUGUGUGUCAUAUAUGCUGUCAUAUCAGUAAAUGCUCUAUUUCAGCUUCUAAGACUCUUUGAUGGCACCCCGCCCUUUGCUGCUGUUCUUGUCAUAUUCAUCCUGCCCCUCAGUGUUCUCACUUGUCUGGCCGCUGGCUUCAUCUACAAGAAACUCUGCCUCUGGUCCAGAUCCUCUUUUCUUGUGGUUGCAGUUCCUGUCCAUCCAGAAGCACCGGUGGCAUUCAUCAGUGAGCUUCCACCAGUGGAAGGAGCAAGAUUGAUCAGAACGGAGGAUCAUCUGCCUCAUCAUGGCCCUUUGGCUGAUACGGACUUGCUUCAAGUCACCCCACUGCUCCAGAUUGAUCCACCACCCUCUUACAUGGAGAGGGAACCACCUCCAUACAUAGAGGGAGGACCACCUCCAUACACAGAGGGGGAACCACCUCCUUACAUAGAGAGGGAGCCACCUCCUUACACAGAGGGAGAACCACCUCCAUACACAGAGGAGGAAUUGCCUCCACCUGAAUGCCAGGGCCGCCGCUGUCCCAAUAUUCCACCCUUCGAAUCGCGAGGGAUCGUCGACAACCCGCAGCCUUCCUUCGAGCCACGGAGCCAGGCGUGCAACCUCCACGCGGCUGCCAUCGCAACUGCAGUGCUGUUGCGGCUUUGUGCGAUUCACACACGAGGGUGUAUCUUCUGCCUCAUAAUAAUGGGGAAUAUUUUAAUUAAGCUGAUAAGGAUCGAUGGACUCCCUAUCUUUGCUGCUAUCCUCAUCACCAUUUCCAUCGUACCUGUCAGCGUCAUCAUCUAUCUAGCUUGCCGCUUCAUCUACAAGAAACUCUGUCGCCGGUCUACAUCCUACUUUCUUGUGGUUGCUGUUCCUGGUCAUCCUCCAGCAGUGACUCUUAUCAAUGAGCUUCCUCCUGGGAAUGGAGCUAGAUUCAUCAUAUUUGAAGAUCCUCUCCCUUGCCAUGGGACUAUGGCUGAUUCAGAAUCUCCACCAGUUCCAAAGCCACAGGAUGAUCUGCCACCCUCAUAUACAGAGGUUGUACCACCUCCCUACUCAGAGGGGGAGCCACCUCCAUACCCAGAGGGGAAACCACCACCGUACACAGAGGAGGAACUGCCUCCACUUGACUUGCCUCAUCUGCAUAGUGGAAGUAUCAGGCUUCCACUAGUUAAUCCUACCCAAGAAGCAUCCUCGAUUGACAUGCAGGACACUGUCCUUAAACAUUGACAGGUUCCUUUUUUUUCCAAU